Messenger RNA from Alternaria triticimaculans, 1524 nucleotides. RefSeq lists its product as uncharacterized. Gene Ontology annotation, molecular function: zinc ion binding; DNA binding. Bases 1 to 1524 code for a protein of 507 amino acids. Gene Ontology annotation, biological process: DNA-templated transcription. The record is from RefSeq and is a predicted model, not a curated record. The transcript has 3 exons. NCBI's taxonomy places the organism in Eukaryota, Fungi, Ascomycota, Dothideomycetes, Pleosporales, Pleosporaceae.
AUGGUGGGAAUAUCUGCAUCUGAAGUCCAAGCCAGCAAUGGCCACGUCUCGUCACCUGAGUACUCGUACAACGGCGAUGCUGGCAUGAACCAGCUCAGCCCAACUCACGGUCUUGGCGUCCGACCUGUAGCCCCACCAGUUGCUCAACUCAACCUAAAUGGAUCCGCGCGUCUGAACCGAUUUGGCCACUUGGGACCCGAGACGGCUGUCCAGGCCUUCUACCACUUCUUCUACAACUCACAUCCAUUCUGCCUUCCGGAACGGAGGCUAGUGGAACUCUUCAAGGAACGACAUGCCCCACUCUUGGAACAUGCCGUGCAUUUUAUCGGAUCCAGCUACAUACCGUCGGUGCCUACGGCUAUGUACAAGGAAGCGUUAGAUCGCCAGAUAGACAGCAACAACUACCCAAGAGAUGCGUGGUCGGUCCAAGCCCUGCUCCUCUUCGCCAUCGGCCUCCACGCCCACAACGAAGUUCCCCGCGCCGCCCAGAUCUUCACCAUAGCCCAAAACCUGACGCUGGAGAUCGGGCUCAACCGGAUGGAAUUCGCGCUGAUGCAUGGAGAAAACGACCCGCAGCUGGAAGAAAGCUGGCGGAGAACGUGGUGGUCCAUGUUCACGGCCAACGGCAUGAUGACAGCCGUCAACCCCGGCGUGCAAUUCCGACUGAAAGACGUCGUAACCGACGUGCCACUGCCCUGUGAGAACGUCGAGUACUUUUCAGGUCAAAUACCCUACCCCUCCACCCUCUCCGACUACGACGACUCGGCCUUCCUCCCCCACUUCACAACCUUCUCCUCCUUCACCUAUCUCAUCGACGCCAUCCGCAUCCUAGGAAAAGUCUUCGAAUGCGCGCGUCUAGACUCCACCUUUGAAUACCACGCCGUCGACGUCGUAGACCAAUACCUGUGUAACUGGCGUCUGCACCUCCCGGCCUCAAAAACAGACAUCGUCUCCAACGACGGCCACAUCGACGAAGUGCUGUUCCAGGCACACAUGGUAAACGCCGGCAGCACAAUAAUGCUGCACCGCCCGCGCAGCAACCUCGGUUUCGGCCGCGUCGAAGGCGUAAACAUAUGCGUCCAACCGGGCCAAGUCCUGCUUCCCACGCAAACCCGCGAAAUCCACACCGCGAAAUGCCUUACCUCCGCUGAAAACAUCUCCUCCUUAAUCCGUCUGCCCGGACCCCUGCUUUACCACACCCCCUUCUUCACCUGCGUCGUCGUAAUGGCGUCCGUCGUGCACCUCUCCUACUGGUCCUUCCUUGUCCCCGACGGCCAGGACGACAUUAUCAAGCAGAGCAUCCGGCUCGAUGUUGGCACGCUGCAGCAAUACAGCAAUACGUGGCCGAUUGCGAAUGUGGUGUUGGGGCAGGUGAGGGGGGUGGCGCACACGCUGUUCAAUAGUAAGAAGGCGAUGAGUAUACAUCUCUGGAGCAAUUUGCAGCAGGAUGAUGUUAUUAGGGGCGUUAUUGAGGAGGGGAGGAGUGUGCCGCAGCAGCAGUAUGCGCAGUUGAUCGCUCCGUGA